Molecule: messenger RNA, 1429 nt
Organism: Mytilinidion resinicola
Lineage: Eukaryota; Fungi; Ascomycota; Dothideomycetes; Mytilinidiales; Mytilinidiaceae
Exons: 2
Coding region: 73-1218 (381 amino acids)
Molecular function (GO): dioxygenase activity
Source: RefSeq, a predicted model, not a curated record
CAGCCUUCGUAGCGCAUUCAUAUCCUAAUACCCUAAUACACAGCUCUACCUCCGCCCAAAUCAAUAGACGCGAUGGCUGUCUCUACCGACUCACCCGCCUCACCCGCGCACGACACCCCACCGCUCUGGUCGCGUUUCAAAGCCCGCCUGCGCGCCUCAUCAAAGUCCAAAUCAACUACAAACCCUCAAUUCGACACCAGGCCACCCCUUCUCCCGAGUCUGUUGCCCCUAGUCCGCGACGAACACGCCCCCAACCUCCCCUUCCAAGGCUGGACUACUGUCACCUUCCCCCCGCCUUCCCCAGCCCUGCCCACUCCGCACCCCCUCCAACGUGCUUCCGAAGAACUCUUCGAAGCCUCGCGCGCUUUUUUCGCCCUCCCGUUCUCCGAGAAGGAAGUUUGGAAGACGAAGCUUGGCUCCGAAGAAGGCUGGUCGCGGAUCGAGGGGGAGAAGGAGUUCAUCACGCUGCGCACUGUGGAGGGGACGCCGGAGGUGCUGAAGGCGGCGGCGCGGGCGUACUGGAAUGCGGCAGGGGGGCUGCUGGAUCAGAGCUUGGGAAGGAUUGGGGAGAGUUUGGGGCUGCAGGGGGCGGCGGCGGAGGAGGGCGGGCUGAGGCGGUAUGUGGGGCCGUGUAAGAAGUUUCAGGAGAGGGAUGGGGAGAAGACGGCGACGAUGUUGAGGCUAUUUAGGUAUGAGGGGGAUGAGAGGAAGGUGGUUGCUGAGCCGCACAGCGACCUCGGCCUUCUCAGCCUCGUCAUUGGCGAUACGCCGGGCCUAGAAGUCUGGGACAUCCACACGCAAUGCUUCUUUCCAGUCGAGAAGACAUACGACAGGCCCGCCGCGUCUCUCCUAGUUGGGCGACAGCUCGAACGGCUCUCCAAUUAUCGAUAUCGUGCCGGCGGGCACCAAGUCAAGGCUUACGGUCGUACCGAAGCUCAAGCUUCUACUUCGCCGUCACGUCAACCUUUGCCGAAUUACCGGUACUCCAUCGUGUUUGUGCUCCGUGCCCACGAAUCAGUCAUUGUGGAUACGGACAUGCUGACGACGCAAAUCACCGGCAAGUUCGAGAAGCCAAUCAAGGAAGUAACGGCGGGCAGAUUUUAUGAGCAGAUUAGGAACGCGCAUUUCAAUAUCAACAUCAACGUCGAAGAGCGCGAGGAGCAGAGGAAGAGGGUAGCGGCCAAGAAGGCUGCAGAGGGAGUCAACGGGAGUGGUUAAAGGAACUUUGGACCCAUAGACUUGUGUGAUUUGCAGCGUUGGCGUUAUUGGGGUGCUGUAUAUCCCUGGAUUCGUUCAUGCUUUUGGAGUUGAUUCCGUUACAAAGUUGGUGCUCAUUGGUCACGCAGUCGCUGGGAGCCAAGUCAAGGUAAUUCCACGAUGCCGCGAGAACUAUGCAUAAAUAUAUGUCUAUUUUAAACACUCUUACCUC